Messenger RNA from Cydia strobilella, 1723 nucleotides. RefSeq names its product gem-associated protein 8-like. Gene Ontology annotation, biological process: spliceosomal snRNP assembly. The transcript has a single exon. The coding region runs from base 11 to 877 and encodes 288 amino acids. NCBI's taxonomy places the organism in Eukaryota, Metazoa, Arthropoda, Insecta, Lepidoptera, Tortricidae. Gene Ontology annotation, cellular component: SMN complex. The record is from RefSeq and is a predicted model, not a curated record.
AAUUGAGAAAAUGUCUUCUAUAAUACCCGGUAGCAAUUCUCAAAAUAUUAAUAAUUCCACUAUAUCCUCAAAACAAAGCAAGAAACGGAAACGUAGAAACAAAAAUAAGAAUAAAAACAAACAGUCUGUCUCGAAGAAAAAGGUUUUCAAGUACAAAUCUGUGAACAAUAGUGCAUUUAAAUUGUCUAAAUUAAUGUUUACCAUGUCGUCUUGGGCAGAGCAUUUUACUUUUGCAGCUACUUGGCAAUUGAAACACCAGAUGGCUUACUGGAAAGCAAAAGCAAAGUCUUUAGAGUAUGAAAAUAGUGUUCUACAUGACAUAAUUCGCAAAAAUCAGUAUGUAACUCGUGGUGAAAACUCGUCUACUACAUGUAAAAUUUCAGGAUCUGAUGUAGACAGAGAAAAUCAUGAAGAUGAAGAAGAAUUUAACGUGAAUGAUAGGCAUAGUCCAAUAAGAGAAGGUAAACUGGGAGAAUGGCAAGAUGCAGGAAGUACUAACUCUCAAACUAUGUUGGUGGACAUGCAAUCAGGAAGUGGGGAAGAAGAAGACAGUUCAGAUGAUAAUCAGGAUUUAGAAGUGAGUGAAGAAUUCAUACAGUUUUUGAUGAUAAAUGCCAAACACAAAGAAGAACUGAGGUUAGAGCGCGAACAACAAAAAGCAGCACAAGAAAAAGCCGAGUUAGAAGAAAGAGAGGCUCAGCUGAAAGCCCGACGGCACUACGGUUUAUCAGCCCAAGAUCUUUAUGGAGAAAGAUGGCAGAAAACUGCAGCAAUAGAGAUGUCAAUGAAAUGUGAUUAUAUGUCAGAUAUAGACAAAAAUACACCUGCAUUCUGGCCCGUGAUACCAUUUAAUUUUAAUUCACAUUAUUCACUCUAAUCAAAACUUAAGUUAAUUUCUACUUGUUGGAUUUAUUAGAUCUAUUCUGACACCAGACGCUUUCUGAUAUCUUGCUGCUAAGAUUGACAGGGAAAUAACGUAUAUCAUUCCCUGUCCCUCUCAGCAGAAAGUUCUCAGUGACCAGAUAGAUCUAAAAAACCCAAGACGCGACGCAGCGCCGCGGUCGCGCGGCGCGACUGCCGCCCAUGCUAACAGGUUGGCGACGUCAAACAGACUGCGUCCCGCUGGCCCCUUGCGUCCACGCGCCGCGGGACGCGGCGCUCCGUCUCGCCGUGUGUUUGGCCAAGCCUUUAAUGUAGAUUAGAGCCAAAAUUUAUCAGAGGUAAAUAGGAAAUUGCAAUAGUUAUUUGUUUUACAAAGGGGCAAAGUUAUUGUUUAACCCCUCAUGCUAAUAUUGAUACCUGAGCAAGCGAAGUUUCCAAAAUUGAUAAAAUUUCAAAUUCGAAAAUGGCAUCUUGAGCACUGCAAGCAUUUCAAGACACGAACCAAAUUUUCCCACCAAGGGAAAACAAAAUUUUUCACCACACUAACGCGAGGAGAAUACUAAAUUAAUCAUUCAAAGUCAUAACUUAGAAGUCAAUUCCAUCAGGCCAAAUGAGAAAACAACUCAAAAUUUGCAUCAAAUUACUUAGUGAUACCAUUCUUGUGGAUAAAAUGCAACUUUCUCAUCAGUUUUUGAAGUAUCAAGAGAGCCUUUACCAGCUGGUGUGGUGAAAACAUCUUUCGUGACCAGUGUAUAGUAGUCAGGCUUAACAUAAUGAGUAUUUCUCAUAGAAAUGUUUUUUUUAAAUAAUAAACUGCAAUUGUAUUUUUCUAAUUAGAAUU